Hymenoscyphus albidus is the source of this 2931-nucleotide messenger RNA. NCBI's taxonomy places the organism in Eukaryota, Fungi, Ascomycota, Leotiomycetes, Helotiales, Helotiaceae. The record is from the annotation of a GenBank genome assembly.
GGGAUGAUAUAUAUAUUUUAUCUGCAGCAAAACGUCGUCAGCAUCAUCGUGGAAAUUGACGAUCGUAUGGAACUCCCAAUCAAGCUGUUCCCCGGGUUUUGCUGCUGGAUUAGGUGGGAUUGUUCUCCGUGCGGCCCAUUCAUUUCAGCUUGCAGCAAAGUUGCCUCGGCCCCACCACAUUCUAAUUCCUGCACCUGGGCACUCACGGCCGCAAUGAAAUAUCCGAUGACCUGAAUCGCCUCCAGCCACAUGCAAACCUAAGACUAAACACAUUCCUCGCCCAUUGGAAGAGAUUUCUGAAUAGCUUCAUCGUGCCGUCCGUCACUGCUGAGCACAUCUCGUAGCCAAAUUGGGUACGUCAACCAGCAUCCCGGUGGGCAGAGCAAGCUUCCCUUCCCUCUCUCCGAGGCGAGAGACGAGCGCACGCUGACUGACCUUGAACCAGAAUCUCCCUCAACCCUCACUCCAACGAGAACUCUAAUUCUCAAUCGAAUUCAACAUGGCGCCGGCCCCAGAACCUGAAGCUUUCAUAGCAUCUGUGAUGCCACCACCCCCACCAGGGUCACCAUACUCUCUUCCAGUGCCGGGCAGCCAAAAAGAUGGCCAUUCUGCAGUCUACCGUCAUUGGCGUUGGGUGGACAAACCUCUUCCUUCUACGAUCCAUCCGCAGAUCCAAACUGCUCACGAUUCCUUCGAGUACACGGUCAAGAAGAGACCAACAAAUAGGUGCUUGGGGUGGCGGCCAUACGAUCCGGUAAGCAAGGAAUUUGGUAGAUACCAAUGGAUGAACUAUGCCGAGGUGGCCACACGAAGAAAGAACUUUGGUGCUGGACUCGUGGAGCUUCACAAGAAGGCUGGAGUGCUCGAGGAGAAAUAUCCCGUGGGGCUAUGGUGUCAAAACAGGCCGGAAUGGCAGAUUACGGGUAUGUCGGAUCAAAAUUUGAGGAGAUUCCCUACUAAUUGGGUAGAUCUGGGAUGUAUGUCCCAAUCACUUUACACCGUAUCCCUUUACGAUACUCUAGGUCCAGAGACAACGGAAUAUAUCAUCAACCAUGCCCAAUUGAACUGCGUUGUAUCCAGUCUGCCCCAUAUUCCAACUCUGCUCAAGCUUGCGUCCGCUUCGAGAAUUCCAACCUUGAAGUUGAUCAUAUCUGUUGAUCCUCUUGAUGCAGGAGAGCGUCCUGGCUAUUCCAAGAAAGCUAUCUUGAAUGCGCUCGCGGCAGAGGCUGGUAUUACAAUUCAUUUCAUCGAGGAUGUAGAAGCAAUAGGAGCUGCGUCCAAUAUUCCCAUGAACCCACCUCGACCCGAAGAUCUCAUCACCAUCAAUUACACUUCCGGAACAACUGGGAAUCCAAAGGGUGUUGUCUUGACACACGCCAAUGCUGCAGCUGCGAUUUUCGUGGUCAGAGUCAUCUCUGAGAUGAGACCAACCGACUCUCUCUGCUCGUACCUCCCUUUGGCACAUAUCUAUCAGCGAACCGCAGAACACAAUUGCUUGUCAGCGGGUGCUGCGAUUGGUUAUUUCCACGGAGAUGUUUUGGGUCUUGUGGACGAUUUGAAGCUCCUUCGUCCGACUGGCUUCAACUCGGUUCCUAGACUAUUCAACAAGUUCGGAACUGCCAUUCGUGCCUCAACCAUCGAUGCCACUGGCGUGAAAGGUACAAUAGGACGACAUGUCAUCAAUGCUAAACUGGCAUCCAUGAAACUUCCUCCAGGAAAAGCUACUAACAAGCACAUGGUCUAUGAUCGUUUCUUCACUCCAAAAAUCAGAGCUGCCGUUGGUUUGGAUCGUACCAGGUCCAUGGUUACUGGAAGUGCACCUAUUGAUCCUUCAUUACAUCAAUUCCUCCGCGCGGCCUUCGCAAACGAUUUCAUGCAAGGUUACGGUUUGACUGAAUCGUAUGCCCUUGGUCUUGCCCAACACACGGGGGAUUUCUCUUCCGGAAAUUGUGGAGGUGUGGUACCUUGCUUCGAAUUGUGCUUGCAAGAUGUCCCAGAUAUGGAGUAUCUCUCGACUGAUAGUCCUAACCCGAGGGGUCAGUUGUUAAUCAAGAGCAAGACCCUCUUCAAAGAGUAUUUCAAGAACGAAGAAGAGACCAAGAAGUCCUUCACAGAAGAUGGAUGGUUUAAAACCGGCGACAUCGCAGAAGUUGACACCAUGGGCCGCUUCAAGAUCGUCGAUCGCGUAAAGAACGUCCUCAAACUCGCACAGGGAGAAUACAUCUCGCCCGAACGAAUUGAAAACGUCUACUUGGCCAACUACAACAUCCUCGCACAGGGAUACGUACACGGAGACUCGACACAAGCAUUCCUCGUCUCCAUCUGGGGUAUUGACCCUGUGCAAUUCGCUCCAUUCGCCUCUGCUAUCCUGAAGAAGAAGAUUGGGCCUACAGAUCUGGAUGCUAUUCGCGCGGCGGCGAAGGAUCCUAGGGUCACCAAAGCGGUGGUCAAGGAUUUGGAGAAGAUUGGGAAGAAGAAUAAGUUUAAUAGUUGGGAGAGGGUCAAGGCUGUGCAUUUGGAGAUUGAGCCUUUCACGAUUGAUAAUGAGCUUUUGACACCUACGUAAGUCUUUCCCUUAGUAGCUCAACGCGAGUAUUCCGAGUAUUAUACUAAUCUUUGCGUGAUAGAUUGAAACUCAAACGUCCCCAGGCUGCGAAGAAGUUCCGUGCUGAGAUUGAUAGGAUGUAUGAACAGGCUUUGGCGGAGGAAUCUUUGAAGGCUAAGUUGUAGAUUGGAUUGGGGAUCAAAUCAUAAGAAUCACUUAUGCAUGUUGGAUGGGUAACUUGGAAAUCUGUAGGUUGGGUUGGGGCUGGAGAUGAGAGACCCCUGGGGGCUUUUGAUGGGCUUGGUUGGGGUUUGGAUUUGUAUGUAGUUUUGUAGGCUGGGGAAUGCCCUUUUGUAUUUAUUAGCAAUGAUAUUGCCGUGAUAAGG